CCGCUGCAACCUGCAUUCUAUAUCUUCGAUUUGGCGAUGCAGGACGGAUCAUUCUCCCCUUUUCACUUCCCAUUCUGUCUGUCCUUGACAAUUCUGAUUAUAGGGAACGGAACGCCCCUACUUUCCAAGUCGGUGAUUUCUUCUGCUACUGUCUCCGAAAUCUGGAUUAUCGCAUGCAUCCAUACCCAUCCUUGCUUCUGGUGUUUCCAUUGUUCCCCGCUUGUUUGGGGCUUGGUCAUCAUUAACACUGUCUACUUUUGUUUGAGCUCUAUCGCCGCCUUGCAUCGAUUUAAAGCGGUGAGCUCGUGGGCUUCGUAUGUAGAUGCUGCGCGUGUGAUGCGACGCUUCUCUUUAACCGCUCAGCCGCAUGUGUACACAGCUCGUAAAAAUGCUGUGCAUGCAGUAUCUGACAAUGACAUCCUGCCUAACGCACUGGCGGAGUCUUCCCGCUAAUCGAAACUGAAGUGUCGGUCAAUUGUGACAUCAAGUUAUCAUAUGAUAUUGGAGUAGGCAUGAUAAUUUCUUUGUGUCCCAUAAGCAGAU
This is a messenger RNA of Suillus subaureus, 543 nucleotides long. RefSeq lists its product as uncharacterized. The transcript is spliced from 2 exons. The record is from RefSeq and is a predicted model, not a curated record. Lineage: Eukaryota; Fungi; Basidiomycota; Agaricomycetes; Boletales; Suillaceae. Bases 37 to 453 code for a protein of 138 amino acids.